GAGAUGCCUGGGACAGGGAGGCCACCUUCUCCGGGCAAAAGGAAAAGGAGGUGACAAACAUUGAGACUACUGAAGGGAACCCAUGGCUAGGAUCAGUUUUUUUUACCUCUGCCCAGCCUCCUGGUACUUCACUGUUCCCACAGUAAGCCCAUUUCUCCGUCAAUGGGUGGCAUUCCUGGGAGUAUUCUUCAUAUCCUGUCUCCUUUUACUUAUGUUAAUUGUGGACUUUCGACAUUGGGGUGCUUCAUUACCAAGCGAUAGGCUAUACAAAAGGUAUUUGGCUUGGGUAGGGGAGCUUGAAACUACUGACACUGAAGACCCAAAUUUGAAUUAUGGACUCAUGGUAGACUGUGGUAGCAGUGGCUCCAGGAUUUUUGUUUAUUUCUGGCCAAGACAUAAUGGUAACCCCCACGACUUGCUGGACAUCAAACAGAUGAGAGACCACAACAGCCAACCUGUGGUUAAAAAAAUCAAACCAGGAAUCUCUGCAAUGGCAGAUACUCCAGAACAUCCCAGUGAUUACCUUCGUCCUCUUCUGAGCUUUGCUGCUGCUCAUGUACCUGUAAAGAAACACAAGGAGAUGCGCCUUUAUAUCCUCUGUAUUGCAGGCAUGAGGCUUCUUCCUGAGAGGAAGCAGUUGGCUCUCUUGGCUGACUUAGUGAAAGAUUUACCGUUGGAGUUUGACUUCCUCUUUUCUCAGUCACAGGCAGAAGUGAUCUCCGGGAAGCAAGAAGGGGUUUAUGCAUGGAUUGGUAUCAACUUUGUUUUGGGAAGAUUCGACCAAGAGGAUGAAUCAGAUGCUGAGAGUUCCGAGGAAUCAGCCAUAGGACGCUGAAGGACAAUAGGGAUACUGGAUAAGGGAGGAGCCUCUCUCCAAAUUGCUUAUGAAGUUCCUACCUCAACCUCUGCCCUUCCUCCAGAACAGGAAGAAGCUGCCAAGACCCUACUGGCUGAGUUCAACCUGGGCUGUGAUGUACAACACACUGAACAUGUGUACAGGGUUUAUGUCACAACCUUUCUGGGUUUUGGAGGCAACUUUGCCUGGCAGCGCUAUGAAGAUCUUGUGCUGAAUGAAACAUUUAACAAAAACAGAGUACUGGGCCAGAAGACAGGCUUGAGUCCUGACAAUCCAUUUCUGGACCCCUGCCUGCCUGUGGGACUGACAGAUGUGAUGGAGAGAAACAGCCAGGUCCUACAUAUCCGAGGAAAGGGAGACUAGGCAACUUGUGGGCUGAUGCUGAGCCCUCUGCUUGCUCGCUCCAACACCAGCCAGGCUUCACUGAAUGGCAUUUACCAAUCACCAAUUGACUUUAAAAACAGCAAAUUCUAUGUCUUCUCAGAGUUCUUUUACUGUAAAGAGGAUGUGUUGCACAUAGGUGGCCGUUACCAUGGGCCAACAUUUGCCAAGGCUGCUCAGGAUUACUGUGGCAUGGCUUGGUCAGUACUAACUCAGAGAUUCAAGAAUGGCCUCUUUUCUUCACAUGCAGAUGAGCAUCGACUCAAAUAUCAAUGUUUUAAGUCGGCUUGGAUGUACCAAAUCCUACAUGAAGGAUUCCACUUUCCCUAUGACUACCCAAACCUGCGGACAGCCCAGCUGGUGUAUGACCGAGAAGUUCAGUUGACAUUGGGAGCGAUUCUCUAUAAAACCCAAUUCUUAUCAUCCAGGGAUCUUCGACAGGAAGGCGCCCGACAAGUCCAUGGUAACUGGUUCCAUCUCUCCUUUGUCUACAACCAUUACCUAUUUUUUGCCUGUAUCCUAGUGGUGCUACUGGCCAUUAUCCUGUACCUUCUGCGGCCCCACUGAAUUCACCACCGACAAACUCGAGCCUCAGCUCCCCUGGACUUGCUGUGGAUUGAAGAGGUGGUGCCAAUGAUUGAGGUACAGGUGGGACCAUGAGGCUGGACCAGAACUGAAGAAACUAAAGUAUCCCAGAGUUGCUGCUCAUUGAAUUCCUCCACUAUUUUUUUGUACUGGCCUCAGAUGCUGCUUUGACCUUGGAAUUUCUACUUUAAUUUCCAUUUUAAUUCCUUAGUACCCAGGUCCUCUUCUCAGAGAGAA
Messenger RNA from Heterocephalus glaber (naked mole-rat), 2059 nucleotides. Lineage: Eukaryota; Metazoa; Chordata; Mammalia; Rodentia; Bathyergidae. The record is from RefSeq and is a predicted model, not a curated record.